This is a messenger RNA of Bradysia coprophila, 2192 nucleotides long. It is a transcript of the gene prt, whose product is annotated as putative mushroom body vesicular transporter portabella. Gene Ontology annotation, biological process: aminergic neurotransmitter loading into synaptic vesicle; transmembrane transport. The record is from RefSeq and is a predicted model, not a curated record. Lineage: Eukaryota; Metazoa; Arthropoda; Insecta; Diptera; Sciaridae. Gene Ontology annotation, molecular function: serotonin:sodium:chloride symporter activity. Gene Ontology annotation, cellular component: terminal bouton; synaptic vesicle membrane.
UGUAGGUAUUUGAAUGAUAAGAAUUCACAGUAGAAUUAAAUAGUGUUAAGAAAAUUCCCUUGGAAACACUUUCAAAGUGAGACUUCUUUGAAUUUAAUGUUACGCUAAAUUAACGCUAUUAAGCUUUAGUAUUCCAAAAAUUUCAUGUUUUACUUCUAAAAUUACACUUAACAAUACAUUGAAACGAAACCAACCAAAUAUUUUGUCUUGUAAAUAACUCGCUAGCGCAUCACAGUGUUAUUAGAAUCAUAUAAUAAUGUUCGUCAACUUCAUGGCGAAAUCUAGUGUGAAAAGGGAUGUAUAAAAGGGAAAAUUUCCUGUCGAUCAUUUUAUUCGAUUUUAUUCAGUUCAGAGGAAGCACUUGUUGCUCGCAUACACUUUAUUUUAACUCAAUUUGUGAUUAUGAUAAAUUUGUAUCUAAGUUGGAAUAAAUGGGCAUUUGAAAGUGGUGUACAGUGAUUUUGGCUAGCAAUACCAUCUCAGAAUGUGCCACUACAAAAAUAGAACGUUCCAGGCAUUUCUUAUUUAUCUUUCGCUGUUGUUGGACAACAUAUUGUUGACUGUAAUUGUGCCGAUACUGCCAGAUUAUUUGUCGCACUUAAAUUACGAUGGUUUCGUCAGUAUGCCGAACAGCUUAGUUUACAAAAGCUUCGAUUUGCAUUAUGUUCCGACCAUACUUGGGAAACAUCCGCUCGCCGGAAAUUCGAUAAUAAAUUUCACAAUCUCGAACAACAAAGACAGAUUAUUGGAAGAGCUAAUUGCUCAAGAUGUACAAAAGGACCAGAAGGAACAUCUGGGCGACGAAAAUAGUUCGAUUGGAAUUUUACUCGCUGCAAAAGCACUCGUUCAACUAGUUGUCACUCCGAUUGUAGGACAUUUGACUGUGCGUUGUGGGUAUUUGAUGCCUGUUGUUUUCGGGACAACAUGUCUGCUGGUAGCUUCGCUAGUAUUCGCCAUCGGUGUCUCGUAUUAUGCAUUACUCUUCGCUAGAGCACUGCAAGGUGUCGCAUCGUCCUGCAUUGGCGUAUGUGGAAUGAGCUUAGUGGCUCAGCUCUAUCCGGAAGAGGAGAAGCGUUCGAAGGUAAUGGGUGUCGUUUUGGGUAGUAUUGCGCUUGGAGUUUUGUUGGGAUACCCAUUCGGUGGUAUACUUUAUGAUUUUGUGGGAAAAUCAGCUCCGUUUUACAUUUUGUCAGUCAUCAUUUUUGCUGUUUUGGUAUUGCAACUUUUUACAAUGGAUCUGAAAAAUCAUCGAUCUGAGUUUUUUCCAAGCUAUGAAAGCUCGAAAUGUUGUGUUCUGCUGACGGAUGGAACGAUUCUAAAAAUUGCGGCUGCAAUUUUAAUCUCAACAUCAGCCAUGGCGAUUUUAGAGCCAUGUCUACCGAUUUGGUUGAUGGAAAACUUACACCCCAAAAAAUGGCAAAUAGGAACCGUAUUCAUACCAGACUCAAUCGGUUACUUCAUCGGAACCAAUUUCUUUGGAUCUAUCGCAUUCAAAGUGGGACAAAUCAAAUUAUCAAUCGUAUCGUUAAUACUUGUUGGUGUAUCGUGCUUCCUAAUACCAAAUGCACAAACUGUCGUCGGACUACUAAUACCCCACUUCACUUUGGGUUUAGGAAUCGGAACAUUGGACGCGGCUCUGAUACCCUAUAUGGCAACGUUAGUUGAUUUGAAAUACAGCGAUGAUGAAUCAACGGGUAGUGACACUGUGUCCAGUUACGGUUCAGUUUAUGCCAUCCAGCAAAUAUCUGUCAGCUUAGCUUAUUCAGUGGGACCAAUUUUUGGCGGUGAAAUGGCACAAUAUUUUGGUUUCUACUGGUUAAUGGUAAUCGUAGGCACACUAAACAUCGUCUAUGGAUUAUUGUUGCUGAUUUUAUUCACCGAUUGGCAAAGCAAUAACUCUCUGAGAUCGAACAAAGAAAUUCUGCUGAACGAUUACCAUCAGCCGUCUAACCCGCAUAAACGAUUUUAUAACAGCAUGGAAGUACCAUAAUAAAUGGGGAUUUCACAUUUCGAUGAAUGGUGUUCCUGUUUUCAGAGUUAUAAUACAACCGAGUGAACAAGUGGUUUUUUUACACGAAGGCAUAAACUUAGUGUGUAGUGGUGACUAGAUGUUAAAUUGAUGCGUUUGUUUGCAGUUGAUAUAACAAUAAAUUGACCUAUAUUUCCGGAAGAUAUUGUGCCAUUGAAAUUGA